AGUACGGCUGGGCCAGCAAGUGAGGAAGCUGUAUGACGGCUAUUUACUUCAGUGACUGUUCUCUGCUAGUGAUCAGCAGCGAAUUUACCUUCGAUUUUGGACCCUGCAGAUGUUAUGUCCAAAAUAUUUCGAAACUUGGCAGUUCCUAAUGGCAACAAGAACCUGGCGGUGUCCGAUGGGGAGCUGAACGCGGGCCAUCGGGAUGGCCGGGGCAGCAGUCACAGCCUGAACUCGGGUUCGAACCUGGCAGGGGGUGGGGGAACGUGCCGGAGCCUGGGGGCGGUGGCCAGCUGGGCCGUCAGUUUCGAGAGGCUGCUGGCGGAUCCCGUUGGCGUGCGCUACUUCACGGCUUUCCUGGAAUCAGAGGUUAGCGUGGAAAACAUCCAGUUCUGGCAGGCGUGCGAAAAGUUCCGGCACAUUCCGGCCAGCCAGAAAGAGGAGCUGACGCGCGAUGCCUGGAGAAUUUUCGGCACGUACCUCUCGAGGAGAGCCACCUGCCCCAUCAACAUCGACGACACGGCCCGUGUUCAGGAGAAAGACUUGGAGACCCCUAAGCCGGACAUAUUUGACAAAGCUCAGCAACAGAUCUUCAAGCUGAUGAAGUUUGACAGCUACACGCGUUUCGUGCGAUCCCCAAUCUACCAGAGCUGCAUGCUGGCCAAUGUGGAAGGCAGACCCCUUCCGGAGCCCUGCCAGGCGGCCAAGAGCCCGGAACCGAGAAGGAGCCAAGCGACGGACUGCCCUUCCUCCAGCGACAAGAGCAAAAAGAAGCUGAUGCCGGGGAAGCUGGUACCCUUCAGUGUCGAGUCUGCUGCGGAAAAGAGGAGAUGGACCCCUGGGAAGAAGGCGGAGGAGAAACGAUGGGACAAGAGGGGAUCGUGGGGAGCAGAGAUCGGAGACAAUUCCCUCUUUGUGGGUCCGGAGCGGCAGGGCAUGACCAGGUCCUCCAGCGGCGUGCAGUGGACGUCUACUUCCAGCAAAUCAGACACGCAGCCAUCCAGUCUCGGUCACCCUGAGCGUGUGGCGUUGGGGUUGACGGAGAAGUACUGCUGCGUGUACCUCCCCGACGGGACGGCGUCGCUGGUGGCCACGCGGGCCGGCGUCUCCGUACGGGACAUGCUGGCCGUGCCGUGUAAGAAGAGGGGAAUCCCCUUCAAUGAUGUCACCGCCUACCUCCAGAGUAACACCAAGGAGCCUCUCUCCAUGGACCUGGACAGCUACGUCCUGAAGGAGCAGCAGGUGCUGCUGGAGCUGCAGGUGACCUUUCUGGUGGAGGUUGCGUUUCCCAGGACGAUCGUGAAGGUCACGCAGAAAAGCAGCAAGACCCUGGGAGAGGCGCUGCUCCGCGUGAUGCAGGAGCACGGCAUACAGCCGGAGGAGGCCGUGGUUACCAUGACUGGAAGUAAAGACGCUUUGGACACAACCAUGAAUAUAACGUCUCUGGCCAACAAGAAGCUACAGCUAGACAAAGCACGAAGCAAGAGUGAAACCGGCCGCCUGGGAGUCAGUGAUCAGCCCGCCCUCCACCAGAGGCAGCCAGCGACAGGCCAGACCCUAUCUGCUGAUAAACUCAGACCCAAUUCAAGGCGCAGGAACGCGACUGUGAGGAGGACCUACGACAUGGAUGGUCUGAUGGAGCUGCUGAACAGAGCACAGUGGUGCAGCGCCGACGACCAGCGAGGGCUAUUGUGCAAAGAUCACUUGGAACUGCCGGAGUUCCUGCAGCUCCCACUGGUGGAGUGUGAGGAGGAAGGGCAGGAGGAGAUAGAUGAUCUACAAGCUGACUUCUCCCUCCCUACCUCGCCAUCAGAGAGAGUCCCCAGACGGACGAGAUCCACCUCGUCGGAUCCCGGAAGUUUGUUUAUGUGCUCUGAAUCGGCGAGGGAAACGAUCGUCUGAAGAUUCGACGCCCGUCGCGUGGACGGGACGAUUGGGUGAAGUCUCCUCGCCCUUCAUCUCACCAAGUCCUUCAGAAGAUGUUCCUCAGUAUCUGUGGAGGAGUAUCGUUCUCUAACUUCAAAGAAUGCGAGGCUUUAUUAUACAAAUAGCAUUGAGAGCCUUUCACAUGUUAAUUUUCAGAUUAAACGGCUGUUGAGAACAAUGUUAGCACUUUUGAAUUUGACUGUUUCCGACUUGUACUGAUGUACAGAAAAUUUACUUUGUGCACUUUCAGAACUCACUAUGUACCCAGAAGUAUUCUUGGAUGUUGUAGAAGCCAAUGCUGUAAUAACUGGCCAUAAUGUAAUUACUGCAGAUACCAUAGUCAUUUUUCCAUUCUUCAUGUAAUAAGUCAAUAAUGUAAUAACUGGCCAAUCAUGUAAUCCAUUUUGAGAACCAAUACCAUAACUUUUUGCUGAUAAUAUGUUAUUGCCAAUAAAUUUGCUGUAGAUGGGGUGGUGGUGGUGGAAUUAAGAAAAAAAAUAGUAAAAGUUAUUACAUUAUUAACCAGUUAUAUUUUAAUUUAUUACCUUUGUGUUGAUGUUACGUUACUUAUGUUAUUACGUCAUUGGUAUGUUAUUACGUUAUUGGCUGCUACUAACUGUUAGUAUUUCAACUCGCUAGCUGUGGAAUCUAUGUACUUUGCUGAAAUCAUUUAUGCGUUUAACAAUAAUGACAUUGUGCGACUUAAGCGUAUAAGAUGUACCCCUAAAAUACUUGCCUUCCCACAAAUGAAAGAAGCAACACCCUGUUUUUAUGUCAUUGGGAGAAAUGUUUGCAGUUAGAUAUUCCCUCUGUUUUUAAAAAAUGCAAUGUAACAUUACAUCCCCAGCUCAGUAUAAUGAAAUAAUUAUUUGGGGAGUCUUGAAAAGGAAGGAUACAGUUUCCCAAAGUUUUGUUAGUCAGAAAGAUGUUAAGCCAUGACAAAUCAGCAGAUGAUGUGUAAACCUGAUUGUUAAUUUAAUCUCUGUCAAAUAUUUCAUGCUCAAUGCCUGAAUAAGCUUAAUAAACUUUCAGAAUUCUUCA
Molecule: messenger RNA, 2964 nt
Organism: Brienomyrus brachyistius
Lineage: Eukaryota; Metazoa; Chordata; Actinopteri; Osteoglossiformes; Mormyridae
Product: regulator of G-protein signaling 14-like
Exons: 15
Coding region: 115-1899 (594 amino acids)
Biological process (GO): signal transduction
Molecular function (GO): GTPase activator activity
Source: RefSeq, a predicted model, not a curated record